Molecule: messenger RNA, 3771 nt
Organism: Dreissena polymorpha
Lineage: Eukaryota; Metazoa; Mollusca; Bivalvia; Myida; Dreissenidae
Product: integral membrane protein GPR180-like
Exons: 9
Coding region: 174-1484 (436 amino acids)
Biological process (GO): G protein-coupled receptor signaling pathway; response to pheromone
Source: RefSeq, a predicted model, not a curated record
CCAAAUCGCGAGCAAAUUGAUAUCAACCAGAUUUUAUUAAACAAUUUUGCGACAUCCACGUAAGCCGACCAGAUUUAGUAAUCAGUUUUCGCGAGAUAUUGUGUCAACAACUAUAGAGAUUUUUGACAACUUUAACGUUCAAGCAUUGUCUCCAAGAAAUAUUUUACAUAAAUAUGACACCGUUUUCGAUCAUUGUUCCACUGUUUUUAAUUGAGAUACUUUCACUUCGUCUUGUUUGUCCAAAAACCAUCAAAGGAACUGUGAACAGUUACCAAGCCAGGCAAGAAAAGGGCCUCUACCUAUCCUCGUUUUGUUUUCAUGGAGAUGGGGCUCUGCUGUACACUUUCAACACCACUGUACGAACCUCUGCACACUUUUACAUGUUUCUGAAGGAGGAUUGGGAAAACAUUCUUCCAGACACAGACUGUGUAUCACGGUUUCAACAAGCUAGAUCAGUCUAUGAGGUUACAUCUUCUUUCGGCAAUCAAACUGUCACAAACUUUGCCACUCCUCGGGUGUGGUAUAUAGUGUUUGCAGACGCACACACCUGCCAGGAGUACCCACUCUCCGACCUGGAUGAUGAUAAACUGAACUACCUGUACUAUGACAUACAGCUGCUCAACCCUGAUGCCUUGGGAAAUGCCAAAGAACAUUUUAGCGAUGAGGAAACAGGUUUGUUGAGGUUCUACCAGCUUCUGGCUCUGGCCUACUUUGUCCUGGGCUGUAUCUGCGUGCCCCGUCUCGUUGAACCUUUCAGUAGCGGGGGACCCAUGCAGCUUGUGAUCCAGCUGCUCAGUGUCAGUACAGGGCUACAGGCGGUCGGCGCCUUCAUCAUGAUGAUGCACCUGAGAAAAUAUUCCAGGGAUGGAAUUGGAUCACCAAUGUUUGAAAUGCUCUCCGAAUUUUUUGAUGUGCUCUCCCAGUUUGCCAUGCUGUACAUGUUGCUGAGUUUGAGCCUGGGCUGGACCCUGGGGACCACACAGCGCCACAAUACACACCUGAAAAUGAUACGCAAGAAACCGGCUGCAAAGGUGGUCGCAAUAUUGGCUGUAAUCCAGGGCAGCCUGUUUCUAUGGGAGCAGUACCAGGACCAGACUCACAGAUUAUACCACGCCCACCGGACACUUGCAGGCUCUGCCCUCCUGGUUCUACGUAUAGUGCUAGCGGGGUUGUUUGGGUGGAACCUUUACACCACAGUGUCCAGCGAGCGUAGUAUUAUGAAAAGAGAGUUUUAUGUAUCAUUUACAAAGAGCUGCAUGCUGUGGUUCCUGUCAUACCCAGUGAUUGUGAUUGUGGCCGGGCUCUUCUCAGAAUAUCUUAGAUACAAAAUAAUUACAAUGUCUGUGGUGUUAUGCCAGUCCUUAGCAGUGGUGCUCCUAUACCGGCUGUUCUUGUCUCGCAGUCUCUACUGGGAGGUGUCCGCUCUCUCCAGCACGCUGCCUCUGAGAAUGGACAAGACCAUGAGCCUUAAAAUAUACUCCUGAUCUUCCUAUAUAUGAGCCAUGCUCUGUUAAAAGGAGGUUAAUGCAUGUGUGUAAAGUGUCAUCCCAGAUUAGCCUGUCCGCACAGCUAAUCAGGGACAAAAAAUUCCGCUUAAAAAUGAUUUUUGCAUAAAAGAGACUUCCUUAAAGCGAAAAAUAUCAUUAAAGCGGAAAGUGUCGUCCCUGAUUACGCACAUGCAUUAAACCCCCUUUUCUCAGAGCACAGCCCAUUUGUAUAUAUAUAUAUACUGUUCAAUCAUUAAUGUUUGUGGGACAUUAAAUUUUGUUAGAUUCUCUGAGAAUUUACAAGAUAUCUAACGAUAUAUUUAUAUAUAUAUAUAUGUACUGAUCUGCAUAUUUUCAUGUACUGUAAAGUCAUUAUUAUUUGUUGGACAUAACUUGUCGUUUAUAUACUGUUAUCAUUAUAAAUGUAAAUAAUUAUUGAUGUGAACAUGUUUUUCAUUCAUAUACUGUUAAAUUAUAAAAAUUUGUGGUCUAAGGAGCUUUGUUGAUACGACCCCUGAUCUGCUAAUGUUUAUUAGCCUUUUGUGGUCUAAGGAGCUUUGUUGAUACGACCCCUGAUCAGCUAAUGUUUAUUAGCCUUUGGUGGUCUAAGGAGCUUUGUUGAUACGACCCCUGAUCUGCUAAUGUUUAUUAGCCUUUUGUGGUCUAAGGAGCUUUGUUGAUAUGACCCCUGAUCUGCUAAUGUUUAUUAGCCUUUUGUGGUCUAAGGAGCUUUGUUGAUACGACCCCUGAUCUGCUAAUGUUUAUUAGCCUUUUGUGGUCUAAGGAGCUUUGUUGAUACAACCCCUGAUCUGCUAAUGUUUAUAAGCCUUUUGGGGGGAAAAUCAGGGCUUGAUGCAUGUGCACAGGCUUAUAAGGGAUAAUAGUUUGUGAUUAACCCUUUGCAUGCUGGGAAAUUUUUCAUCUGCUAAAAUGUCUUCUGCUGAAUUUCUAAAAUUAGCAUUUUCUUCGAUUUUGUUUCAAAGAAUACUAUCAGAAUAGCAAACAGUUUGGAUCCUGAUGAGACGCCACGUUCUGUGGCGUCUCAUCUGGAUUCAAACUGUUUGCAAAGGCCUUCAAAUUUCGGUUCCAGCACUGAAAGAGUUAAAUCAAACUUUUUGUUUAAAUGCAGUAUCUUUAAAACAAAAAUCCACUCUUAGCAGAAAGUGUCAUCCCUGAUCAGUCACUUCAGACUGCCAUGGCUAAUUGAGGGUAAAACUUAACACAUUUGCAUGUAGCCUUGUUUUCCUAUAGUGCGAUUGGUAGUUUACAUAAUUCAUGUACCAUGUUAAUUCUCAUCAUACCAUAGAUUGCAAGCGUUUUUGUAUUUUACACGAGUUUUGUGUUAAUUAUGCCCAAGGUUGCAGAUGUUAAUGUAUUAUACAAUGUAUAUAAUUAUGUAAAUACUUGUUAUUUAUUCUAUAAGGUAAAUGGCUAUUAUGUCCAGAUGUUGUUUGUUUUUGAGAUUGUUCAGACUCAUAUUUUGAUAUUUUAUGUUGUCCUCGCUGAUAUUUUGUGAUCUGCUGUUAAUUGUUAGAUAUUCAAAAGGCCUUUCUUCAGAAAUGUGUUAAGGCAAAAACCCGCAGUUGGCAAUUGCUUUGAUUAGUUAAAAUUAAUGUUCUAUAUUAAGUUAUAAAUUACUUUAGAGCUAAAACUAGCACAAAGUAUGUUGAUAUGUAGAACUAGUAGACACAGGGGUACGCCAGGUUUGGACAUUUGAUACACCUGUACUUUAACCCUUCACCACUUAUAAAUGAAUUUUCACGCAUUUGUAGUCCCUUGGAAAGUUAUACUUAAUUUAAGAUCUUUCUAACUAAAUUCAAGUUUUUAAGGCUACAUCUUAAAAUCUUAGAUACUGAUACGCAUCUUAUAACAGCAUAAAACCUGAACAGACUGCGAGUUACUUCCAGGCUGUUCUGGUUUUGUGCUGUUUGCACAUGGCCAUUUUCUUUUUCCUUGUUAGUCCGAAAGGGAUAACAAAUUGCAAUAGGUCUGAUUGAUAACCGAGGUGUAUGUGACUCAUUUGGGGUACAGUAAAUGUCUGUUUGUUGCAAGAAAUCUGACCAACACUUAUGUUUGGAACUGAACCUCAGCUUUUGUUUGUAUUCGAGUCUGAGUUUGUGCUCUUGGCUACAUUCAAUGAUAUUUGAAAGUAUAAGUUUGAAUCUGCUCAAUUUAUAUUGAAAUAUUGACCCUUUGCAUGCUGGGAAAUUUGUCGUCUGCUAAAAUGUUGUCUGCUGAAUUUCAAAAAUUAACAUUUUCUUCUAUUUUUUUUCAAAGAAUACUA